AUGCCAAUAUGGUUUCUGAACGUUAUGUUACUUACACUUUUUCAUCUCCAAACUUGCCAUGAAAUUGAAGAAGAAAUCAACAUAUCUCAAUUCCCAAAUGGUUUUCUCUUUGGAACAAGCACUUCCUCUUACCAGAUUGAAGGAGCAGCGUUUGAAGAUGGUAAAGGUUUAAGCAACUGGGAUGUAUUCAGUCACACACCAGGGAUGGUAAACAAUGAUGAGAAUGGUGAUGUAGCAAUUGACCAUUAUCAUCACUAUUUGGAAGACAUUAAAUUGAUGUCAUCUCUUGGGGUAAAUGUAUAUAGAUUUUCAAUUUCUUGGACUAGGAUUCUACCUAAUGGGUUAUAUGGAGACAUAAAUCCAAUUGGGGUUAUGUUUUACAACAAUCUUAUUGAUAAUCUGCUACUUAGAGGAAUUGAGCCAUUUGUGACAAUUCACCAUCACGACUUGCCACAUGAGCUGGAAGAAAGAUACGGUGGUUGGCUCAGUCCCCUGAUUCAGAGAGAUUUUGUUCAUUUUGCUGAAAUUUGUUUUCAAAGUUUUGGAGAUAGGGUUAAGCAUUGGGUUACCAUCAACGAGCCAAACUUGGUUGCAGACUUUGCCUUUAUUAGGGGAACAUACCCUCCUUCUCACUGUUCCCCUCCUUUUGGAAACUGUGAUACCGGUAACUCUGAUGUUGAGCCUCUCCUUGUCAUGCACAAUAUGUUGCUGUCGCAUGCUAAGGCUGUUGAAUUAUACCACAAGCACUAUCAGGUAAAUCAAGGUGGAACCAUUGGCGUUGUUGUACAUACCUUCAUGUACGAACCUCUCAGAGAUGAAGAAUGUGAUAGACAGGCUGUAAGUAGGGCCUUGACUUUUGUGGUAGACUGGUUACUGAAUCCCCUAGUUUUUGGCGAGUACCCUGCUGAGAUGCGCUCUAUUCUGGGGAACCAGUUGCCGAGGUUUUCUCCAAAGGAAAAGAGUCUCCUAAGAGGAAGCUUGGACUUCAUUGGCAUCAAUAACUAUGGAGCUCUCUAUGCCAAGGAUUGCUUUCUCUCUACUUGUCCUCUCAAUUCUUCUCGACCAAUACGAGGCUUUCUGGAAACAACUGGAAUGAGAGAUGGCAUUCCGAUUGGUGGUCAGACAGGAAAUCCAAGAUUCUUUGUGGUUCCAAAGGGCAUUGAGAAGAUUGUAGACUAUAUAAAGAUUAAAUACCAUAACAUGCCCAUGUAUAUCACAGAAAAUGGAUAUUCUUCGCCACUCAACCAAACUAUGACAGUGCAUGACAUAUUACACGAUUUCAAACGGAUAGAGUAUCAUAAAGCUUACCUUGCAGCUUUGCUUAGAGCCAUAAGAAAAGGCGCAGAUGUAAGAGGAUACAUGAUAUGGUCAUUGUUUGACAACUUUGAAUGGAGUAGUGGAUAUAAUAUAAGAUUUGGACUUUAUUAUGUCGAUAGGAAUACACUUGAAAGAAUUCCCAAACUUUCUGUUCAAUGGUUUUCUAAUUUCCUCAAUAGUACUAAUGAUAGCAACAUAAAAGACUUGAACAAGAAGAAUAGAAGCAAAUAUGUGACAACUGCUGUUGUCUAA
Vicia faba (fava bean) is the source of this 1569-nucleotide messenger RNA. The record is from the annotation of a GenBank genome assembly. Lineage: Eukaryota; Viridiplantae; Streptophyta; Magnoliopsida; Fabales; Fabaceae.